AUGCAAGUUCAAACAAAAUUAGUUGUUCUCGACAACCGAAAUCGUUCAACAUGUACUUAUACCACAAUGAAAUUCAAUAAAAAUACAAAAGUGGAAAAUAUCAAACAAUUUAUUCUUGGCAUGUUUAACAAUUUGAAGCUUUUAAUCGAUAUGAAAAUCGAGGAUCCAUCAGCUGGUUUUGUUACUUUGAAUGAUGAGUAUCUGAAAGAAUUCAAACCUUUCAGUAGAAAAGCAAAAAGAUCAAUUACUGCUCAACCGAUCAAUCCAAAAGAAAAAUUGGUUACAGUGCAGAUUACCGUGAAAGAUCAUGAUUCUGAAUUAAAUACCACUCAAGAAUCCAGGCAAUCUAAAGAAGUUGUAGAAGUUGGCGUUCGAGAAAAUGAACCUAUGCAACCAGCUCGCGAAUCUGCAUCAGUUCCAGAAUCAACAGCACCACAUUCGAUUGAAUUAUUUAAUGAUCCGAAAAUGGGUUUUGUUCAAGAUUAUAAUGUCAAUGAAACGCAACGAGAUCAGUAUCUUAGUGAUGCAAGGCGACGUCCACUUGUUAAGAUCCAAGGCAAAAAAGAUCCAAGUAGCAAAGCAGGUGUAUUGCCGCGGUUGAGAAUUUGGCAUGGUGAAAUUCAAAACAGAAUACCUGAUAUUACCUGGAGUUUACUUGCUUUCAUUGUAUUGCAUGUGCGACAGUCGGGAAAAAGCAGACUCUUCUAUCAUCCAAUACGAGCUUUUGUCAAAGAGAAUAAUGUAGAGAAAACAUUCGAUCAUUGUGAAACACCUAUUGAAGGCAAGGAUUGGACAAGUAGUAGAGGAGCCAAACUCAAAUUAACAAUUGUGACAAUCAAAGAAGCAAAAGUAUAUUCUAAUGUACCCGUACGUAUUUUAUGUGAACUCAAAUAUAACAAUGAAAGCAAAUCGUCAAAAUCAUCAAUCGAUAAUAGUGAAUCAUGUCAUAUAGCUCUCGUUCUUAGAAAAGAUAAUGAUAUCCAAUGGGAGACUUUGGUUCUAUCGGAUCCAAUGAUUUUUCCAGAGAGAACUGGUGCAUCAAAAGUAACCAAUCUUUUGAUUAAUCCAACAAGUAUGAAAACAAUUGCAUCAGGACAAAAUAAGCCGAAGAAACGUCAAACUAAUUCAAAUAAACAACCCAGAAAAACGAAAAUACAAAAAGGACAAGAUCAUUUAUCAAUAGCAUAUCCAUCGACAAACAAUAAUAGUUCUAAUUUGCAUGUCAAUCAGGCUCUCCCUGUAUAUUAUAAUACUACUCAAGUUAUGGAUAUGAUGCCUCAAUCAGUGUCACACAGUUCACAAGCCGACUUCGUACAUCUCUUCAAUGAGCUCCAAUGGCCUGCAAACACACUCUUACUUCGAAGUUCAAUUGAUGAAACUAAUGAUCAAUUGGCUAUGUUUGGCUAUGGUCAAAACACGAACAUGAAUAAUCUCGUGCAAAAUGCUAAUUCUCUGCUGUCUAGUGCUAGUGAUUACAACACUCCAAUGGUUUCCACAGAUGCUAACUAUCUUGGUGAUCUAAUUUUGGAGAAUUUUACAUCGGGUAUCGACAGUUUGGACGGUUGGUCGCAAAUGGGCGAAUCUCCAGAAGAUAAUUCUAGCUUCGAGUCAUUUUUCGACUUACUGAAUUAG
Rotaria sp. Silwood2 is the source of this 1632-nucleotide messenger RNA. The record is from the annotation of a GenBank genome assembly. NCBI's taxonomy places the organism in Eukaryota, Metazoa, Rotifera, Eurotatoria, Philodinida, Philodinidae.